AUGGCUGAAGCAUCCCGUUGGCAUGUAGGCGGACCCCCACAUAGUCUACAUUACAGAAAGCAAGAAGAAAUUAAAGCCACAUUUCGGGAGUUAUUGCUCUAUUUUAUAUUUUUAAUAAACUUAUGUAUAUUAACUCUUGGAAUGGUAAACCCACAUGUAUAUUACUUAAACAAAGCUAUGUCAUCUCUAUUUUUGGAGACUUCUAUGCUUGGUGAAGAAAGAACCAACUUUAAGUCUAUUCGCACCAUAACUGAUUUUUGGAAGUUUAUGGAAGGACCCCUUUUGGAAGGUCUGUACUGGGACACCUGGUACAAUGACAUGGACUUGUAUGACUUAAAAAACAGCAGUCGUAUCUACUAUGAGAACAUACUUUUAGGAGUCCCCAGAGUACGCCAACUGAAAGUCCGCAACAACACAUGUUUGGUCUAUUCAUCCUUUCAGACUUUGAUGAAUGAAUGUUAUGACAAAUACACUACUAAAAAUGAAGACUUAGCUGAAUUUGGCCUUAAACUUGAUCCAGAAUGGAAGUACUCUGCUCCUAAUACCAACUCCCCUUGGCACUGGGGAUUUGUUGGUGUUUACAGAAAUGGGGGAUUUAUUUUCACUUUAUCAAAAUCAAAAUCUGAAGCCAGAAACAAGUUUAGGGACCUUCGAGCAAAUAGCUGGAUCACAAGAGGGACCCGAGUUAUUUUUAUUGAUUUUUCCUUAUACAAUGCCAACGUUAAUCUGUUCUGCAUCAUCAGAUUGGUGGCUGAGUUCCCUGUAACUGGAGGAAUACUUACAUCAUGGCAUUUCCACUCUGUGAAGUUCUUCAAAUAUAUCAGCUACUAUGAUUAUUUUAUUGCUUCCUGUGAAAUCAUAUUCUUUAUCUUUUUUAUUGUCUUCAUAAUAGAAGAAGUCAAAAAAUUAAAAGAAUUUAAAUUUGCCUAUUUCAGAAGUAUUUGGAACUGGCUAGAAUUACUACUUUUGUUGUUGUGCUCCAUGACCAUUAUCUUCAACUUACAAUGUAUUAUAAAUAGUUUUCUUUUCCUUGAUUUGUUGUUACAAAAUACAGAAGACUAUUCAGACUUUCAUUUUCUUGCAUACUGGUACAUCCAUUACAACAACGUCAUUGCUGUUACCAUCUUCUUUGCAUGGCUAAAGAUAUUCAAAUUCAUAAGCAUUAAUGAAACAAUGUCUCAGCUGUCAUCAACCUUGGGCCGAUGUUUCAAAGACAUAGCAGGACUUGCUGUCAUGUUCUUUAUAAUAUUCUUCGCUUAUGCUCAAUUAGGAUAUCUUGUUUUUGGAUCACAGGUUGAGGACUUUUCCACCUUUCAAAAUUCCAUAUUUACACAAUUUCGAAUUUUCCUUGGAGAUUUUAAUUUUGCUGAUAUUCAGCAAGCCAAUCGUGCCUUGGGACCCAUUUAUUUCAUCACUUUCAUCUUUUUUGUGUUCUUUGUCUUGCUGAACAUGUUCUUGGCAAUUAUUAAUGACACCUAUUCUGAAGUGAAAGCUGAUUAUUCAAUAGGCAGAAAGCCAGAUUUUGAACUUGGUAAAAUGAUAAAGGAGACUUACAACAAUGCUCUGGAAAAACUCAACUUAAAGAAACCUGAAACGGAUGAAGGAGAUUUGACAGAAAAGGCCGGAAAAGAAGGCUUUGAUAAUCAGGAGGUUCAAAGUGCAAAGAGGAUGAAAAAGUGGAAAGAGAGGCUUGAGAAAAAGUAUGAUUCUGAAGAUAUUGAAGAUGACUAUCAGCCAGUCACUCAGCAAGAAUUUCGAGAACUCUUUUUAUAUGCUGUGGAACUGGAGAAAGAACUACGCUACGUCAGUUUAAAACUGAACCGAGUAAUGAAAAAGAUUUCAACUACUUAA
Molecule: messenger RNA, 1851 nt
Organism: Suncus etruscus (white-toothed pygmy shrew)
Lineage: Eukaryota; Metazoa; Chordata; Mammalia; Eulipotyphla; Soricidae
Gene: PKD2L2
Product: polycystin 2 like 2, transient receptor potential cation channel
Exons: 14
Coding region: 1-1851 (616 amino acids)
Biological process (GO): detection of mechanical stimulus
Cellular component (GO): membrane
Molecular function (GO): calcium ion binding; calcium channel activity
Source: RefSeq, a predicted model, not a curated record